AAACUUCCCGGACGUUUUUUUUUUAUUUCGGAUUUUUUUCUCUCCUUAACAUCAAUUUUGUUUUAUAUUUACAAUAUGGAGACUCUGGAAAAAGGUGGCACGCAAAUGGAAUCUAACGAAGCAGGUGACAAGCAAGGUAAUAUAAGACACAGACUGAGGGACAGAGACCUGCUGAGAAAAAGGAAGGCAGAGGCUGAAGAAAAAGCAACUUACCAGUGGGUUCAUGGGGUGCAAAGCAAGCGGCCGAGAGUUGCACGCGACAAGAGCGGCCAGGGCAAAAUAGGCCGGCCGAGAAAGGCUGACCCCAAGGCCGAGCAUGAGCCAGCCCAGGAUGAUGUUCACCCAGAGCCCACGAGUGUGGAAGAACUGCCCCCUCCGCAGGCAGCCAGUGUGCCAGAACCAACCUACCAGGAACCUCCUCCACCUCUCACAUUCUCCCUGAUGCCCCUUUCGUUUGCCCCUGUUCUCAUUCACCCUGAGGUAGAGAUAGUUCCUGUCCUUUCUGAAGUGGAAAAGCAAGACACAGAGCCCAAGACCAGCCAGCUGGUGGAGCAGGUGCUGAUAGAGGACCUGGGGCCUGAUGAAGAGGAGGACAUACCCCAGCCUAAGGAGCUCCUGCUUCCUGAUCUGGGCACAAAUGAAGACCUGUCGGACAACAAGGCAGACAAUAACCAGGCAUCUCCCACACUGAAGUUUAUCCUUCCCACCAUGGAGGAGAACCUCCCAAGCAGUGUAUCCUGAAGAACCACAGGUCUCGUCAGACCUUCUCAGCAACAACGUGCCCAAAGGAGUAUUUGAUUGAGAGCUUUGUAAUGUUAAGCCUUUGUAUUCAGAGUAUAUAGAUUAUCAUAAAAAGAUCUUAAUAAUUUCGUUUCACAAUAAAUGUUACAAUUCUAAAAAGUGAAGUUUAUAUUUAUUUUUGGGUAAAGUUGUUUUUAAAGCAUAACAUAUGAAAAACAUGCUAUCAUUUUAGUUAAAAAAAGACAAAAUGCAUGUAUUAGUGUUUCAUCGCAUUUUAAAAAAAUACCAAUUGUGCCAGUUUUGUACAAGAAGGAAUGGUUUAUUAAAUAAAGAAAAAUUCUAACUAUCCAAUGGACUUUAACAUUACCGAGACUGCAGAAAAUCCUUUACUUGCUCACCACUUCCCUCUACUGUCCAUUUAACAUACUACGACAUUUUAUCAUUUGCUAUUUAAAAACGUUAUCAAACUUUUUAAAUUAACAUAUCAUUACAAUGGUCUCUCAAAAUUCAAAGCGUGUAGUUUUACACGUUAAAUAUUCUCAGCAAAGAAAGGGUAAUUUUUUAUACGUUUCCGGUGUAUUAGGGCAAAGUACUAGUUGUGCAAGGUAUCUGUACCACAUGUUGAACGUUACAAGAAAAACCCAACGACUAAAAUACAUACUAUCGAUGUACCGAAAGCUCUAGAAUACAGCAUUACGUGCGCACAUUUCAAUCUGCGAUUUAAAAAUUCAGAUUAAAUUAACAAACUAUCUUUUAUAUACGUUCGGGCACGUAGUACGUGCACAUCCGGGUUUUCAAAGUACGGUUUCAAACAGCCAAUGGCGUCUCAGAUAGUUCACGCGGUUUGAUGUCACGUAUUAAUUCCGCGACAGAUAUUCUUUCUAAUAGCACAACGGCGUGUUUAGUGAGUUUUCUGCACGGUGGCAAGGCUGAAUAUAUGAGAUUGUGGUUUAUUGUACGUGUUCAAGGCAUAAUUAAAUAAUUUUGUAAUAUUGAUAUUGUCAGAAAAGCUUUGUUUUCAAGGCAAAAUGUCUAGUCUGUGCAGCUGUAACCAACGUACGAUAAAACUCAAUCAGCAAAUCUCGGUGAUGAGGAAGGAAAUAAAAAACCUGAGGCAAAAGAUGGAUACUGCUAUUCUCGUUCACAAGAAACAUUUAACAACUCUGCAAUCUGCUUUGGCCGCGUACGACCAGAAGGGGGCGAAAAUGAAUAUGAAAAGCUCGCAGAAGCAGAAUGAGGUCAAAGGACUUUCCCUAGAGCAAGGAAACAUCCAGACUGUUCCAAUUGCGUUCAUCCAGUCCUGCUUCUUGGCCAAAAACGGCACCCCGCGACAGCCGACGGUGUGCGGCCCAUCUCGAGCGACCCUGCAGAUACGGCGGACUGUGUUCAGCAACCCUGAGCAUGCACUGACCGGCCUGGAGCAAUACUCACAUGUGUGGAUCAUCUUCCUUUUCCAUAAAAACGGACACCUGAGCCAUAAGGGCAAGGUGAAGCCCCCCAGGAUGGACGGCCAGAAGGUGGGGCUGUACUCCUCUCGCAGUCCUCAUAGGCCCAACGCGCUGGGGCUGACUCUCGCCAAGCUGGACAAGGUCGCAGGUGAUACACUUCAUCUUUCUGGGAUUGACAUGAUUGAUGGCACUCCUGUUCUGGAUAUCAAGCCCUAUAUCCCAGAUUAUGACUGUCCACUGAGCAGACGAGAUUGGCAUACAGGAGAGUGUGGUACUGAUGACCGGCCAGGAGGGACUGUGCCAUCUUCCGAUGAACAGAGAGACGCGGCCAUCAAGCAGGCUAAGGACAACUGUGGAGAUAUGGAGCAGGAGCUGCGGAUUGACUCUGAUCAAAACGCAGCCCCUUCAGAUGAUGAUUCCUGGGCUGGGAAAGGUGAUGAUCAAAAUGUCCAGAGAGCAUCUGCUGAUGGUUGCUUUGUAGAGGGGGGGGACCUGACUUCGAUGCUGCAGGUGGUUAAGAGCUAUGUCAGUCAGAAAGACUCCAUCCAGGAUUCUGUGGAAGACGGCGACCUGGUGCCAGGCUGCUCAAAAGUCGAGCCUUGUGAGGAUGAGAAGUACAGUGCCAAGGUGUGUUUCAGCAAGGACUCCUAUAGCACCAUAGCUUCCUGGAUCAGGGAACCCCCAGUGAACAGUCUGGUGGUUCGCUUUACACCGUAUGCUGAGGCAGACCUGCGGGCAUUUCAACCCCCCGGCCAAUCAGUUUGUGGGAAACCCAGUUUCCGGUUCCUUUCGGGUCCGGAGGAGGCGAUGGCCGCUAUCCGGGGGGUGCUCUCUGCCGACCCGCGCUCCGUGUACCGUCGUACCUGCUGCCAGGACAAGCUCUUCUACUUUUCCCUGGACACGGCCCACAUCACCUGCUGGUUCGGCCCGGAUUUCGCUGAGGUGCUCAGGGUCCAGCCAACAGAACCAGCUUAGAACCCUGAUACGGCUCUGGGCUGCAUGUACUUAAUUUAAGCAUAGAGGCUUUUGUAAGUUUAUUAUUUAAAAUAAAUAUCUUCCCAAAUAUACAAAUUGUGGUAAAUAAGACGUUGUGACAAAUUGUCUAAUCCUGAUUUGCAUUGCUAAAACUGACUUAGGUAUAUGACAGUUUUUACUUGUGGUUGAAAUACUAUAGAAAAAAUUAUGUUUAAAAACGCUAAAACAUGAAAGAAGAUAAAUUAUAUAUUAUCGCAACAAAUAAAGUCCCAUUUGUAUGUGCUUAUUUCAUCCAGAUAUUGGGGGGGGGGGGCUCUGAGGUUUCAAUUUAACCCCCCAUUAAAUAUUUGAACAUUUGUGGUUGCUCUGUUGGAGUGCCUGUUGAUGCCUGGUUUUAAAUAACAAAAUAAGAUCCGUCUCGGCAUGCUCCCAUGUUUAGCUUCCUGAAUGCUGUUAUUAAAGGUCAUGGUGUUUAAA
Molecule: messenger RNA, 3641 nt
Organism: Paramormyrops kingsleyae
Lineage: Eukaryota; Metazoa; Chordata; Actinopteri; Osteoglossiformes; Mormyridae
Gene: trmo
Product: tRNA methyltransferase O
Source: RefSeq, a predicted model, not a curated record